AAAGCGCCCUCCCUGUCGUCCUUUAUUACCCAACUUUCAUACCUCAACUCAUCUCCAAAUAUACAUUUUAAUCUUCCCAAAAUCCACAAAUCCAACCUAAAUCUUUCUUUUACCACACCUGUCAUUCAACUAUAAAUAUCUAAAUCCAAUAUGGCUUCACAACCACCACCUAACGGUCCCGGUCGCGGUGUAAGUCAACUAUAUCCUACGCCUCCAGUCCUUGGCAGGGGAUCACAAGCACCUCCUGCUGAUACACCUGCACCUGGUGUAAGCCAGCUUUAUCCAUCCAUCGGUGCUUCUCAUGCCCAGACUCUCAAAGCUCCUUCUAAAGCACCAUCUGUAAGUGCUUCAAGUCAGUCUCGCCAGCCAUCAGUUAGACCUUCUCAGGUUCAUCCUCAGCUAGCAUCCAUACGAGCCUCUCAAGCGCCCUCUCAUCAACCAUCUGUUAAACCUUCUCAUGCCGCUACUCUUAGAGGUCCGUCUCAAGCUCCAUCUCGCCAACCAUCUAUCAAACCUCCUUAUGCCGCGACUCUUAGAGGUCCGUCUCAAGCCCCAGUCCCUCAAACAUCAACUCGUGUCGCAAGCCAAUAUCAUACCACUUCUUCUCGAAUGCCAAAUGGCGAACCCUCCAUGAUGGCAAAUAGCUGUGCCACAGAGCUUAAGCGUGAUGUUCCCCAGCUACCAACAAUUAUGUUGCAAGCUCCAUCUGAUCACAAGACAUUAAGCCAACGCGACACCACCAUCAUCACUCAAUCCACACUCCUCCAGCGCGAUGCAUAUAAAAUGCCAUCCUCCACACCAACUACAAAAGAAGCCAGCAAAGCCCCCACCAUCACGCCCUCCAAAAAAUUCCAAAAUCUCCCCAGCGUCCGGAGUAUCCUCCACUCACCAACCGAUAUACAAAUGGCCAGUCGACAAAGCACGAUCAACAAAAUGAAAGGAGCGGAGCGCAAAGCCCAAGACAACUGGGCCUUGGGCAAACUCGGAAAAUUGGAUACGGGAUGUCCGCAGAAUUAUGGAUGGUCUCGUCGAAGCGAUGGUUAUAUUUGUGAUGGGGGUAGUCACUAUAUUACGGAUUUAUUGUUGGUUGAAGGUAUGGGUGGCAUGUUUGUGGUGAAGGAUAAAAAUCAUUGGCAGGAUCGGAGUCAGGGGCCUUAUUAUUGGGCCGGGAAGAAUGAUCAGGGUAAGAAUCUUUUUAUGAAGGUUACAGAUCAUAAAAUGGGAUAGGGAUGGGAUUGGAAUUUUUUUGGGUGGGUAUAGCUUAGGCUGAGGUCUUAGAAUGGUUGGGGUUGCAUUGGGAUAAUCGAUGUUUUACUAGGUACCUAUAGUUCUACUGCUGAAGUGAUAUGUGAUGAAA
Molecule: messenger RNA, 1357 nt
Organism: Sclerotinia trifoliorum
Lineage: Eukaryota; Fungi; Ascomycota; Leotiomycetes; Helotiales; Sclerotiniaceae
Source: the annotation of a GenBank genome assembly